This is a messenger RNA of Saccharomyces eubayanus, 540 nucleotides long. It is a transcript of the gene ECM23, whose product is annotated as Ecm23p. Lineage: Eukaryota; Fungi; Ascomycota; Saccharomycetes; Saccharomycetales; Saccharomycetaceae. Gene Ontology annotation, molecular function: zinc ion binding; sequence-specific DNA binding. The transcript has a single exon. Gene Ontology annotation, biological process: regulation of DNA-templated transcription. The record is from RefSeq and is a predicted model, not a curated record. Bases 1 to 540 code for a protein of 179 amino acids.
AUGUUAUAUAACAAAGUACAAAAGGCAAGCAGCAUCAGCGGCCCGAAUCGCCGUACGAAGUACCAUUUCGACCGGUUUGUACAGAUGGUCCUAUUCAUUGCAGCCUCUCCUGAAUAUUGCAGUCCGGUGAGUAGUAUGCAGGAUACUGCUGUCAGGCCAAACUUAAAAAAGGCAGACGUUCUUGAGCAGAAAAUAAAAAGCCUAAAUAUCGCUCUGGGCCCAAAAUUGGAAAAGGCAGAUCCUCUUGGUGAGCCUGUACAUAACCCAAGUAUCCCAGCACCCUCAUCCAGAGGAAAGGACCUUUCUGCAGCACAGAGACCCAAAAGCAGAAAGAAGCAAACCAUUCUUCCUAAUGGUCAGCCGAAAGAAUGUGCCACGUGCGGUGACACCUGGACUUCCCAGUGGAGAAGUGGACCGGAUGGGAAUGUUGAACUAUGUAGCCGAUGUGGCAUAGCUUAUAGAAAGAAAAUCGAAAAAAAGAUACGACAACAACAAUGCGGUGAGAAAGGUUCGAAAAAAUUUAUAUUUAGUAGUCAGUAA